AUGGCGGGACACUCGAGACUGACGGUCCUGGAGACCUUGUUCCUCUUAGCUUUCGUAGGUGUGUCGGCUAUCCAAAACGAUCGAACGUCCUCCCGUUCCUCCCGGGAAGACAUAAUUCUUAGCGGCAGCGAGUACAGAGAACCGGAGAGGACGUCCAGCGUGUUCCAUCGCGAUGGAUCGCCGACAUUCCAGAGGACGAUCCCAGCCUUGCAGCUGGAGAGCUCGAAGAGCGUCGCAGGCUUCGAAAAGAACGACGUCAGGUUCGAGGGUACCGGCCACGGGGAGGCUAUCGACGAGCUGACAUCCUCGAAACACGUCGACCAGAUCGACGGGAACAACAUAGAAGUGAAGCCGGCCGAGUAUUAUCGCAUAGCGCCGACAACGAGCGACACCAGGUCGGGGGAAGGGCAAGGGGCUCCGCAGGGACCAAAACUCUUGUCGGAGCCCCACCAGCUGGUUGGAGAGUCGAACCAACGGGCACAGUACCUGCAGGCGCACUACCUCGAUCAACAAAGACAGCCUCGCCAAGAGACCCCCAGGAUCUAUAGCGAACACGCUCCGCCGCCGAUCCUGCAGACCGCAACUCCGGGACAGAGGCAAGCGAAUCCUGACAUUCAAGACAUCAUCACUGGCAUCGUCAAACUCCUCAACGGGAACGUGAACGUCGCCGCCAACACGGUUAGGCCUCUGCGACCGAUCCAAGCGACUAGGAUCAACAAUAGAGGUCCGCCAAGAAUAUCCGAUGUCCCGCCUCUGCCUCCCGAUUUCGAUACACCUGGAAUGAAUCCGCCACCUCCGCCGGAUCAUCCUUACCCAUUCGAGAAGCCCCCGGCCCCCGAAAGACCGGUGGUCAAUCAGCUGCCGCCCGAGAGGCCUGUCAGACCUUUCGUCAACGGAGUUCCGCUGCCGGAACAGAUCGUGCCUCAAGGAAAUCGUCCUUGGAACUGGAAUCGACCUGGAGGAAACAGGCGACCGAUCCCGCCCUACAAACCAUUGCCGCCGACCUUGGACUCCACUUUCCAUCGGGAGAAGGAUCACGACAAGUAUCCAGAUAAAUCUCAAUUCGGCCCGAAUCGCGGAGAUGAAACGGCGGAAUCUUCUACCAAGAAGGAGGACAACGACCGCAACGAGGCUACCACGAACAGUCUGGACGAUAUGAAGAACCACGAGGAGAGUGUCAAUCACAACGACAAGAACAGCGAUUCGAAGCAUUCGGAAGGCGAGGACUCAGCGAAGAAGGAAAACAAACCUCAGUCUCCGUCCAAGGAGAAUAGAAUAAGCACCGAGAAGCCGUCGACGCCUGGGUCGGAGUCUAGUCAAUCCAAUCAGGUGAGCGACGCGAAGAACGAGGACUCCCCGAAGCCUGUGAUACCUUUGGAAAUCAAACCGACGAAGUCCUCGAAGAUCAGCGAACACAGGAAUUCCACUUCUAGCGUAAAUAACGAGAAACCCGGGGACAAGUCGAUAAUCAACAAAACGCCUACCAAAUCCGUCUCGACGCUGAAUAUCGAGACCAGCUCGUCGGUCCAGGUGAUCGAACCCACGACGACGAAGCUCGUUCAGUCGACGACAGUACCGACCGAUAAUGCUCCGAGUAAUUUACCGAGUACGUCGGCAACGAUAACUUUGGAGCCGAGCAAAUCGCCGGAUUUCGAGAACACGAUGAGUCCGUCGAGCGUUUCAACUCCCACGGAAACUCUGCCUUCGACUUUCACCAAGCCUACGCCUAGCACAGAGAAAACCGUGAUCCACACGCCAGCCAACGCGUUCACCAAAAACACAGCCCCAACGGAUCGCUAUGCCUACCGACCCCGACCUGGAAUCGUUCUCGACGAUACCUUGGAUUACACAGGAUCCCAAGGACUAGCUACCCAACGACCCUACUCUCCGCCGAGACAUCCGCCUAUCGGUGAUAUUUUUGAUGUCACGGUCUCGGCUAUCCAAGGUCCCGGCGGCGGAGGCACCGGGGAAGGCGUGAGGGUGCCGAUAAACGGUGGGAGUGCGGACGUGAUACUAACGUCCGCGGUUGAAGGCCAGGGGUUCGUCAGUAUCGACGGGAAGCGAACGUAUUUGAACUUGUUCGAAAAUUCGGAUAGAACUUCGACGCACGUGCAGCCGCAGCCCCAACCGACUAGAACGCAACCACCAGCCGUAGUUGGCACAGGAUUCGCAGUUCCCCAGCCGGAUCCGCCGACGGCAAGCCCGAGACCAACCGGGCCAAUUCGAAGACUAACUUUCCACAGAAGACCCACCCAACCACCGGUCAGAAUAGACACUUGCAUCGUGGGAGACACCAGCACUUGCGACGUUAGCCAACACGAGGCUUGCGCCACUGUUCAAGGAGUGUCCGCGUGUCACUGCAAGCCGGGAUACGCCAGGCUGCAGCAUUCGUUGCCUUGCAAAAAAAUCAUAAGUAUCGUAGUAUCCAUCCGAGUAGACAAGAUCUACGAUAGGAAAGUCGUCUGGGACAGAGGAUUCACCGAUAAAGACUCCGAACCUUAUCAGACAUUGUCCUACGAAGCGAAUCGAGCUAUCGAAUCCGCCAUGUCGAUGACACCGUUUUCGGACGAAUACAUGGGCUCCUCGGUAAACGGCGUGUACCAGGGCGACGUCAGUCAGGGGCAAGGGGGAGUCUUCGUGAACGCAACUUUGAAACUCACUUACGAGCCGAGAACAAUCAGACCAAGCUUGGCGGGGGAACUGCAGAGGCACUUGCUCGGUGUUAUUCACAGGAGGAGCAAUAACAUUGGGAACAGCGCGCUUUACGUUGACAGCCCACCUGGAUCUAUAUCGAACUUGCAAGACCUGGACGAGUGUGCCUCGUCGGAACUGAACGACUGUCAUUCGUCGGCGACCUGCACGAACAAUUGGGGCGGAUUCACCUGCGCGUGCAACCCAGGAUUGAAGGAUCCGCACAAGGACGAUCCGAACGAGUCAGGAAGAACGUGCAUCUCGUGUCCCUCGACUUACUGCAACAAUCGAGGCUCGUGCUCGUACCAGGGCGAUCAUAUGCAGUGCACGUGCACUGGAAAUUAUUACGGUGCUCAGUGCGAGGUCGACGGAGAGGUUCUAGGGGUAGCAAUAGGAGCGUCAGUAGCAGCUUUAAUAAUUAUAGUCUUAACGCUGGUGUGUCUCGUCAUGUGGAGUCGAAGGUGGUCGCGGGAACAGAAAUCGAUCGGCUCGCCGGUCUACGGGUACAUUCAGGGUGGCAUCCCUGGUACCCUUCCGGGAACGCUGGCUAGGGUCGGAUCUGUGGGCACCCUGGCUUCUGUAAAGCAAGGGCCACCGACUAAUUUGCCACCCUACAUGUGGGCGCAUUUUGGAGACCAUAUGGCGACGGCCAACGUAUACGCGGUGAGGAGAAUCAUUGUUUCAGGCACUCUCAAUCCAUUAACCGAGUUGUUAACGCUAGGUUUACGGAACGCGUCAAAUUGACGCAUACUGGAUCAACCAGAUCCGGACAGCUCGGAUUCCGAGCCACAGGAUAAGGACAGGGCCGAUUUGAUCCCGCAAAAUAGCGGUUUUCACGUUCCUAGGCCAAAGUCUAGGUCAUCUUUAGCUAAUCAAAGCGGAAUCUACAAUGACGUAGAGUACGACCAAGGUGACGUGCACCAUUUAUCGAAAAACAAUAUCCCGAUGUCUACCUACAGGCCGUACUAUCGGACGUGAGAACCGAGGAGAAAGUAAUUUAGUUAUAAAUUGUGACUUGUACCCCGGUUACUUAAAACGAAAAGAACUGACAGCGUGGAGUAUUAGGUGUUAAACGUAAGCGGCCGCCAGUGGUUCGUAUUAAGCGGUUGAUUUGCCAA
Messenger RNA from Nomia melanderi (Alkali bee), 3809 nucleotides. NCBI's taxonomy places the organism in Eukaryota, Metazoa, Arthropoda, Insecta, Hymenoptera, Halictidae. The record is from RefSeq and is a predicted model, not a curated record.